Messenger RNA from Protopolystoma xenopodis, 582 nucleotides. The record is from the annotation of a GenBank genome assembly. Lineage: Eukaryota; Metazoa; Platyhelminthes; Monogenea; Polystomatidea; Polystomatidae.
CUUAGUGAUAUUCUGCUUCCGCCUCGACAACCUUUAUAUUCCCCUUAUAAUCACACUACCCUGCUACACUCCUCAUCGAAUCCCACAAACCAGCUGCACAUGUCGGCUCGUGAGAACGCCACUCCUAUUCGCCUGCUUCACAAUGCUGCUGCUCAUCUCUCAGGCCCAGCACGAUGUUUAGGUGCUGUUCUUGUCGGAUAUCAGGGCGUACGUGCAUUCACACCACGUAGCCCUCUUGCCAACGGGCUCCUUGACGCAGUUGCCGGUUCUACUAGCCAUCUGCUUCUGGCUGUAGUUGCUAUGGCAACUGGUACCAACUCCGAUUUCUCCUUGUUGCCCGCCGUCCGUCUAGUCUGCAGUGCAGUCAAAGCUAGUCCAGUUGUGGCCUUAGAGACACACCGCAGCAGAGGAUAUCAGAUUUCAUGCGAUGUUAAAAUAACCCCAGAAUCGGUUCGCUUAAUCUCCUUUUAUAACUCCCGCCGUAUACUGGUCAUUAAGAAUCACAAUCAUGUUUCAAAUGAGGCUGAAGUUUUUACGCCUAAAGCUCUUAACUACGUGCUGUCCUGCAAGAAUAGCGAAUAG